GUAAAUUAAAAAAAAUAUCUUGAGUAAAAUCUUCAAUUAUUAUAUUAAUUUUUAACAAAAAAUUCUAAUAAUAUUGCUUGUGUUUGACGAAUAAUGCUUUUUUUAUUAAUCUUUUUCCAUAAACUUGACACUUAUUUAUGUCGUGUCAAUGUCAUUACGAUAUGCCACUAGUGCCACUUGUCUGUGGUCCUUUCAAUUGUUGAAGAAUUUCAUUUUCACAUUUUAUUGUCAAUUUAAUUCAAUAUAAUAAUAUCUACAUAAUUUUUGGAUAUACAUUAAUUGUUUAAAGUAAUGACUAUGACUGAAUAUAGUUCAGCAGGAGAAACGCCACAUUUUGUAGCGCCUAUUAUCCAAGAUAAUCAAACGGGAUGGGGACCAUCCGAAGUUCCAGAUCAAUUUAAAGAUAUGCCCUAUCAACCUUUCAGCAAAGGAGAUCGAUUAGGUAAAAUUAGUGAUUGGACAGGAGCUGCAUUUCAGGAUAAAAAAUACGCUAAUAAAUACGCUUCCCAAUUCGGCUCAGGUAGUCAAUACGCUUAUUAUCACGACGAAGAUGAGACUACCUUCCAUUUGGUGGAUACCACGAGGGUUCAAAAACCACCCUAUCAACGAGGUAGAUUCAGAGGUAAUCAACGUAAUUUACGAGGUAGAGGAGGUAGAACUAACAUUCAAAGUGGCGGUAUGCAAGCUUUAGGUAAGGGCGUUAAAGCCCGUGAUACCUAUAAAAGGAGCCAAGUUAAGCGUUGGGGGCAGGGUAGACCUCAAAUUAAAAUUAGAGAUGCCUCAGUCACCGUCAAACCUGAUUGGAGUACUAUUGAAGAAAUGGACUUUCCUAGGCUUGGAAAGUUAUCUCUUCCCGGUAUUAAAGAUGGAGAGGAUAUUUUAUGUUGCGGUGAAUUGGAAUAUUAUGAUAAAUCUUAUGAUAGAGUUAAUGUCAAAAAUGAGAAACCUCUACAAAGUGUUAACAGAAUUUUCCACACCGUAACUACUACGGAUGAUCCCAUUAUCAGAAAAUUAUCUAAAACCGAGGGGAAUGUUUAUGCUACAGAUGCUAUUUUAGCGACUAUUAUGUGCUGUACACGCUCGAACUAUUCUUGGGAUAUUGUCAUUGAAAAAAUCGGCGAUAAAUUAUUCUUCGAUAAAAGAGAUAAUACUGAAUUUGAUUUGCUUACUGUUAAUGAGACUUCGGUAGAACCUCCUCAAGAUGACGGCAAUUCUUUGAACUCACCAAGGAAUCUAGCUCUGGAAGCUACAUUUAUUAACCACAAUUUCAGCCAGCAGGUACUGAAAAUUGGUCCAAAUGAGCCUCGUUAUAAAUUUGAUGAACCGAAUCCGUUCAUAUCUGAAGAAGAAGAAGGGGAAAUUGCAAGUGUAGCUUAUAGAUACCGAAAAUGGGAUCUUGGUGGUGGAAUUAUAUUGGUAUCUCGUUGCGAACACGAUGCCGUUGUUCAAUCACCCAAUGGCGAGCUACAAUUCCUGACUAUCAAAGCUCUAAACGAAUGGGAUUCCAAAUUGGCGAAUGGAGUCGAAUGGCGACAGAAACUAGAUACUCAACGAGGUGCUGUUUUGGCCAACGAACUUCGCAACAACGCUUGCAAAUUGGCCAAAUGGACGGUGCAAGCGCUUUUAGCGGGUAGCGAUCAAAUCAAAUUCGGUUACGUUUCCCGUGCUCAGGUUAGAGAUAACAGCAAACACGUCAUAUUGGGAACACAACAGUAUAAACCUCACGAAUUCGCUACACAGAUUAAUUUGAAUAUGGAUAACGCUUGGGGUAUAUUGAGAUGCAUCGUGGAUAUAGUGAUGAAACAAAAAGACGGAAAAUAUUUGAUAAUGAAGGAUCCCAAUAAACCGAUGAUUCGUUUAUAUGAUAUUCCUGAUAAUACCUUCGAAUCGGACGGGGAAACUGAAUCGGACGAUGAAGUACCGGAAAAUUCGAACGCUUUUCCUUUAUAUUCUUACAACACUAAUUCCAAACGUUGAGAAAUCAUUAUGUUCGUUAAUUAGUGUUCAAUUGUAUAUCGAAUGCGAUAUUAUAUUAAAUUGAUUGCUGAUUGACGAUUUUGUAUACCAUUUAUGACAAGAUAUACAAUAAUCAGAAUUUCGUUA
Molecule: messenger RNA, 2103 nt
Organism: Diorhabda sublineata
Lineage: Eukaryota; Metazoa; Arthropoda; Insecta; Coleoptera; Chrysomelidae
Gene: eIF3d1
Product: eukaryotic translation initiation factor 3 subunit D
Exons: 8
Coding region: 292-1977 (561 amino acids)
Biological process (GO): translational initiation
Cellular component (GO): eukaryotic translation initiation factor 3 complex; cytoplasm
Molecular function (GO): translation initiation factor activity
Source: RefSeq, a predicted model, not a curated record